Amoebophrya sp. A120 is the source of this 1206-nucleotide messenger RNA. The record is from the annotation of a GenBank genome assembly. Lineage: Eukaryota; Dinophyceae; Syndiniales; Amoebophryaceae.
UGUGGCCCCAGGGGCCAGGCCCAGAAACAACAAAGAGACGUCAAAAUUUCUUGCUCGUUUAUACUUUUUGUCUUUUCACCAUUCCGCUACCGCUUUCGUUUUAACACUCGGGAGGGUCGCGAGAAGAAAGAGAGCAGAGUUGCUGGGCAUGUCGAAGAACGCCGUUUCAUAUGGAAAGGGCUAGUGUUACGUAGUGGGGGGAAGCGAAGUUGUCGGCUGUUUUAACGAAGAGAGGGCAUAAUUCUAUGAUACUGCCUUACCUCACCGAGAUAAAGACGAUUGAUCUACUAAAAAGUGCGUAACUGGGCGUCAAGCUCUUCAAGCGAAACUCCCAUGGCCGAGAAGCUUCUCCUUGCUUGUUUGUAAACAGCAGAGAACAAUAGCACAAUGUUGGAUCUCAUGGACCGGGCGAGCUUUCUCGUUGAGGGCGCGUUUUUUGUUUACGAAUUCGGGCAGCAGGUCGGGACCCUGGGGCUGAAACUGGUGACGACGCUGUGGCUGUGGUACUACGGAAAUUGGAAGCUCGCGUGCUGUUUCUACCUGCUGAGCAACAUCAUCGGGUCGGCCACCCUGUUUUACUACUUCUUCCGCGUCUCCUGGUUCCUGUUGCGGUAUUCCAUGGUGGAUUCGUGGCUGGCGAGCGGGGUCGUGCUGGUGCUCUUCGUGCUGCACGAAUUGCGGCUGAUCUCCGUGCCGAAAAUUUUUUGGUUUGUGUCCCGAAAACUGUCCAGCUUCCUCCACCGCCUGCUCGACGUCACGGGCGACGGGCAGUUCGACUACGAGGACGUGGCCGUAAUCGCCACGAAGCUGGUGAACUGCAUCAGCCCUACGCCGCGCAAGGUGAACACGGGCAGCCCGGCGGGAGCGGAAGGCAAGGAACUACUGGUGGUGGGGGGCAGCGCAGUAGAGCGGGGGCUGCGGGCAACGAAAGGUGGAGGUUCAGCAUCUUCUUUCAAGGCCCACAGUUCGACGGCCUCAGGUUCCGGGUCCACAACCGAGGGCGGAGCAACAAGCAGCAGUGCGUCGUCCUCCUGUGACGAUGAUGAAAACGACAACAACGCGAGUUGUGAGGGAGCUUUUGAUAGGGAACGAAAAAAAGAUGUACAAGCGACAAGUCCCUCGCGAAGGAAAAACACGAACCUGCUUAGUUGCGUCAUGAGAUGACAAUAUUAUUCGAAGAAGCAGCUGCAAGAUGAAGAACUAGUG